AUUCAUCAGGUCACCUGCAUCUGUGGAACUUUUUGCUGUGUUGAUUAGACGCAAACACAUCCAAGCAGGCUGUGUUUUUCUCUGUAUUAAUUCUUUCUAUCAAAUUGUGAUAUCGUGAGGAAAUACUACGAUGCUGUCACUCCUGAUGAAAGCUGCCACCUUCAUGUUGAGGAAAGUUGAUGAAGACUUGGAACAGGAUAAAUAUGAAGCAGCAGAGUACAAAAAUGUGUUUGGAGGUACCGUGACCAGGUUUUGUGAUAAAUACGGUUUAGUUGACGACUCCAUCUAUUUCACAUCUAAUGAGGUGCUGGGAGGCGUGCCUUUGCAGGUGGGCCAGAAGGUGAACAUAUUGGCCCAAAAGAGCGAGCCAUCCGGGGGAUGGAAAGCAAUAAAGGUGGAGCUAGUAACUAAUCAGUGGGAUGAAGAUGGUAUCUGUACACUAUAUUCAGAUCCUUCAGACCAAAUGGAGACUCACAAGCUGAUUGGCAUGAUAACUUUGUGUACCAAUGAUGAUGGCUACAUUAAUGAAACCACUUAUUUUACCAUGGACAAUGUCUGUGAAGGUUUUCAGCCCUUUGUAGGUGACUGGAUUCAAGCACAAUAUUUUAUUGAACAGACAACGUGGAAAAGUCAAGCUUCCUCCGUGAAACCACUUAGAUAUAAAAGAAUAGACAAAGUUCCGAUAACUCGCAUACUUCAUCGAAGUGGUGUAGUGGAUGAUGCCAUAUUCUUCACUCUUGAGUCUCUCCAGUUACCCCUCAAUUAUGUUCCAAGAAAGGAUGAUGUGGUAAACCUUGUGGCUGUUGAGAGUAGUCAAUCUCUGCACCAGUGGAGAGCUAUAUGCAUUGCACCUGCAGAGAAAGAGAGUGUUCCAUUGCUGGCAAUAAACAAUAAAAAUCUUGAACAAAUUGAUGUGGAAUUAUUCUCUGACAAAGGAGGACUGGAAAUUACAAGGAGUUUUGACUUUGGUACUAUGAAGAAUGGGGAGAGGAAAGACUUGAUGGUGUGGAUUGAGAACAAAGGAAAAGAGACCCAGACCCUUCUGCGUUAUUCAGUGGCUGGAUGGGAAAGAGAAAAUCAAUUCCUUUUGGCAUCAGUGCAAAUGGUUCCAGCCACGUUCUCCAAAGACAAGCAACAACAGGGACUCUGUUGUAAUACGGCGGGGUCCCAAUUGUUGUCUCAAAACAUUGUCUCUCCUCUUCCCAGAACAAUGGUUCAGGCAGAUUCUCAUUUCCUCUCUGCAACUAUCAAUCGUACACAGGGACCAACACUUUGUGAGAUAACUUCAGGUCAAGAUCUGGCGACUGAUUCACUAAGUACUCUGGCUAAAUUGCUAAAGGACAUGCCACAAACCUCAGAGAGUAUGAGUAAUCAAAUAAAUUGUCCACCAGCUAACCAUCCUACUGAGAAGAUAAACCUGCACUUCAAUACGGAUGCAGAAAUUGGUGAAGGAGCACAGCAAAUAUCUCCUGGUGGAAAGGCCUGCAUAAACCUAACUUGUGAAGCAAAAAAUCCUGGUCGUUGCAGAGAUCUUAUCCUGUUCUAUUUUAAGAACUUUGUGAUAGGUCGCUAUGUGGUGGUGGACGUGAUCACUGAUGAGGAAACUCUCCUUGCACCAAGGUCACAGUAUUAUCCCGUACUACGCAGGCCACAUCAAACGAAUCAAAAAGAAACCAACACUACAAUAAUAACAGUGCAAUAUCCUAAAAGGCUUGUGAGAAGACACAUACCGAGCUUCCUUCCACAAUACCCCAUACCUGAGCGACUGAAGGAAUGCAUUGGUAAGGGUGCUGAUGUCCUCACCAUUGAGCCAGAUCUUGCCCAGCCUUUGAGUAUGUCAAGCUAUGUGAAUCGUUUUUCAACACUUCUGUGGCUGGAAGAAAUUAAUGCUGAGAUGGAGAUAAGAGAGUUCAACAUGAUGGCAGUAGUUUUGAAAAAGCUCGGAGACUUCCUAGCUCUAGAGGUGCCAGGGCUGGUUGAAGGAAGACCAUCUGUGGUUAUUGGUGAUCGAGUGAUAGUGAAAAGUUCUUAUGGCAUGGAAACUGAAGUGCAGUAUUUUGGCUACGUAAUCCAGGUGAACGAUGAUGAACUGGUGCUGAAAUUUAAUUCGGCAUUUAUCCAGACUUACGACAGGGAGCCUGUGGAUGUGGAAUUCACCUAUAACAGAGUUUCAGCUCGGAGAUGUCACUUUGGAGUGGAACAAGCUGUUUACCUUGGUGAAGCAGUUUUGCUCCCAGCAAAGAUUGUGCCCAAAUCGCCACAGACUGUUACCACAUGGAAUGAUAUUGAUAUGGUCAUGUUAGAAAGAAAAAACUGCUGCAAGUCUCAAGAUCAGAUGAAGAAUAAGGAUACGAAUGCAGAGUUAAGUAAUUCUUGUGCAGGUAAAGGGGACUCACCGCUGGAUACCGGAGACACAGUUGGAGAAAAUCUUGGAGCUGAACCGUCGGGCCAAAAAGAAUGUAACUUUUACAAUUCACUGCUGAAUGAACAUCAGAAGUUUGCAGUCAGACAGAUUCUCCGUGGAGAAUGCCGACCAACGCCGUACAUUGUGUUUGGGCCACCAGGCACCGGGAAAACGGUUACCAUCCUUGAAGCCAUUUUGCAGAUUCACUUUACUUUGCCAGAUAGUCGGAUCUUGGCUGCCGCUCCAUCCAACAGUGCUGCUGACCUGCUCUGCUUACGGUUACAUGAAAGUGGUUUAUUGAAGCAAGGAGACAUGGUGCGGGUUAAUGCCACCUCCAGACUGGAAGAGUAUAUUCCUGAAAUUGUCCAGCCGUACAGUAAAGAUGGAGAAGAUCUCCGGGAUGCAGCGCGAUUUAGGAUAAUAAUAAGCACAUGUAGCACAGCCGGAUUAUUCUAUCAAAUUGGAUUGAGAACUGGACACUUUACUCAUGUAUUUGUGGAUGAAGCUGGUCAAGCAAGUGAACCGGAAUGUCUCAUCCCUCUGCUGCUGGUAUCUGAGAAGGACGGACAGAUUGUGCUUGCUGGGGAUCCAAUGCAGCUGGGACCAAUAAUAAAAUCGAAAAUUGCCAAAACCUAUGGUCUGUCUAUUUCACUUUUGGAGAGACUAAUGACCCAGCCUUUGUAUUCUAGAAAUGAAACCUUGCAUGCACUUGGAUCCUACAAUCCACUUUUGGUGACAAAACUGGUGAACAAUUAUCGAUCACAUUCAUGUUUGCUUGACCUGCCUGCGAAGCUUUUCUAUCACAAUGAACUUAAGAUGUGUAUGGAUCAGUCUGUGGCCAAUACAUUUUGUAACUGGGAAAAAUUGCCAAAGAAAGGAUUUCCAAUAAUUUUUCAUGGACUGAGGGGAAAUGAAAUGAGAGAAGGUAGCAAUCCAUCAUGGUUUAACCCUAAAGAAGCAGUUCAAGUUAUGCGUUAUUGUUGUCUGCUAGUGAAACUUUGUACAAGCCCAGUGCAGCCUUCAGACAUUGGGAUCAUAACACCCUACCAAAAGCAGGUACAAAAAAUUAGAGUCCUCCUACGAAGUGUAAAUCUUGCCGAUUUAAAGGUUGGAUCUGUUGAAGAAUUUCAAGGCCAGGAGAAAAUGGUUAUAAUUGUGUCAACAGUACGGUCGAGUGAAGAAAAUCUGUCUGAGGAUAAGCGUCACAUCUUGGGAUUUCUUUCUAAUCCAAAAAGGUUUAAUGUUGCAAUCACCAGAGCUAAAGCAUUACUGAUUGUGGUUGGGAAUCCACAUAUUCUCCUUAAGGACCAAUGCUGGGGCACAUUUCUGGAAUACUGUGUUCUAAAUAAUGUAUAUGUUGGUUGCAAUCUCCCAAAUGAACUUCUAACCCAGUGAAGAAGAUGUAACAUAUCUAUUUCUGAGAGGACCUGCUGAGAAAAGGCUGCAAUUUUCAAAAUUGAAGAGAAGACUUUUGAGGAAAAUGAUGCCGUCACAUUUUGGUGUUGCUGGUUUUAAGUUGUAAAUGGAGCACACUCCCUCCUUAACUCUGAUUUCUUGAAACUUUAGGAAAAUUUGAUAAAUCCCUUUGGUUUGGCAGAAAUGUUGAAUGUAAGCUGAUGUAGUUAGCUUAAGGUUUUUUUUAUGGCAUUAAUAAUACAUCUAUUUAAAAAAGGAACUCACAAUGUGGCCUUGAUUGCAUUUUAAAAAUCUUGGAAAUCACCAAAAACUCAAUUGGAGUUGCCACAAGAGGGAGCACCGGUGCAAGACAUAGAAAACUUAAUGGUCACCUGCAAUAAAUAGUCUAACUGUAUUUUGUGUUUCAUUUCACUUUUUUAAAAUAUUUUCAUUGCAUCUGUAGCAAUAUAGAAUUAAAGGAUAAAAUACAACAUAAACAUAGCAAAGUACUCUCCAUGAAUCAUACAAAUCAAUUCCCAUAUUCUCUUUCACCUAUAAUGUCCAUCUGAAAGUCUCUUAAACACCAC
Molecule: messenger RNA, 4386 nt
Organism: Amblyraja radiata (thorny skate)
Lineage: Eukaryota; Metazoa; Chordata; Chondrichthyes; Rajiformes; Rajidae
Gene: mov10l1
Product: Mov10 like RNA helicase 1
Exons: 26
Coding region: 131-3799 (1222 amino acids)
Molecular function (GO): helicase activity
Source: RefSeq, a predicted model, not a curated record